AUGGACAGCGGGUCCAUUAUCACCCAGGUUAGCAAGGAAGAGGUGAACACGCCUCUGCAGGAGAAAGGUAAAGAGACCCGCGCGAACUGCCCUCCCCGAGGGGCAGAGGUCAAAGACGGGGCCGGGAGGGCAUCUUCUCGGUGCCCACCUCCAGAUCGCCAAGAAACGGGGCUUGGGGCCACUUGUUCCCAUAACGCGCCACCUCUUCAGCUUGACAGAUCGGUGACAAGGGAGCUUAGGAUCGCCUUGCGCGCGUCAAUAAGCGGGUGUAGCGGGGUGUUGAGGGAGCCUGCGCGCCCUUCUCGGACGCGCAAAUCAAUCCACGCCGGCCUCAGGUUCCGGUGGCAGGAAAAGAAGAGUGGCCAAGCCGCUUUUCUGGCGACGCGCGCUUCCUCCGGGUGCCCCCCCCCCGUCUCCCCAUUCUCUUGCGCGGAUAUAUCGAUCCACGAUGCAACGCCCUGGUGCGUGGUCGGCCCAAGAGGCAGGAAACCUGUCCGAUUUGUUGCGCCCUGGACACGGAGGCACCGAGGUAGCGAGCGCGGCGCGUUGCACACGUGUAUGUGUUGUCUGUGUGUAUUGGCUCUCGAAAUAACCGCCUCGCCCCGUGGGGUUGGAGGGUGCCCUGAAAUGCUAGCUUGGCGCAGUAGCUCCUUCGAGAUUUUAUUUCCUUAAGGGCUUUGUGGGGUGAGGAGAAAAACUGGGUGGGUUUUUUUGGCGGGGUCCUACUUCCCUUCCCGUCUAUAUUCUGGAUCCUAUAGCUUUCCUGCCCCCCCACCCCGAUUUCCUCACUCUGUGUGGCAUUAUUGAGCGAAGAGGAAGCUGUGCUUCGGCAACAGGCUUCAUUAGGGAGGCGUAUAAGGCAGCCUCUUAUUGAUUUUUACAAACCAAAAAAAACCCCACACCCCAUAUCCUGGAUGCAUCUCCCUCCAUCUUUCUCUUUCCGUGUUAUGGGGCAGUUGUUGUUGCUUUAGAGCAUUUUAAAGCGAAAGUGCGUUUUUCACCGGCGAGGUUUUUUUUGGUUGAGCUGUUUGCUGCUCUGGGAGAUUGGGAGCAGGGGAAAGCCCCCUUUGAGCAGGUGUGGGGCGGGCUGCACCUAGACUUGUGCCAGGUAUUAGUAAACACACGUCUGUAGGAGGAGUCUUGUUUGAUGGCGCCAGAGAUGUUAGAUAGGGAGCUGUUCCCAAUUCAACAUUAUUUCAGGAUUGAGACUCAGGGUGGCUCUCUCUUAACUUCCUGGAGAUCCUGAGAUUUUGCCUGACUUACUAGCAAGAGCAGCAUUUUCUUGACCCUGGGUGUUAGCUUACACCUCCCUUUUUUCCAUUCUAGGUGAGGCACACGUGGGCUCACUAGAUAGGCGAUUAUGAAGGAGUUGCUCUGAUAGGGCUGAGGAAAGAUGCCAUUCCUAGCACCCUCUCUCGGUGCUGGGUGAGUUGUAAACAUUGCUGGUGGAAGGUGGGGGGAGUGGAAUAGCCCAAGAUGGUGUGAGUGUGGUGUGGUGUUUUGCUAGCUGCUUUUAGCUUUUCUCCCACUGCUUCCUGGUGAUCUUGGCUCUGUCGGAAAGGAAGCUGGCUGGCAAGGUUAAGAAAUCCUGAGGCCUUUUCACUAAGAAAUUGGGGCAUUUCUUGGGUCAGAUGUGUCGGUGAUGGGUGAGAAAGGGGAUGCUGCUCCCCCAUGCUCAUGUGCCCACUUGGACCCAUCUGCUUUCGGCCAUCUUUAAAAACACAACAACAACAACACCUUCUGGCUGAAGGCAGGUGAGGUGAGUUGGGCAGAGCCAAUGCCAUUUAGUAGAGAGUGCUGAGAGAGAUGGGCCAGUGAGCUGACCUUGGUGCAAGACAAUAUUUGUUCUGAAUUGGGGAGGCACAGGAAUUUCUCUUGGGCUAUUAAGAUAUUUGACAGCGGGUAGUGGUGGUGCAGAAAAGGGUCUGCAGCAACUUGUAACUCCCUCAGCCAACUUUUGACCCAAACAAUCACACAUUAUAGCCCCACCAGGGGCUCAGUAAACGUCCUGUUUAUGCUGCCUGCCUGCAGCUCCCAAAAUGAGGUGGGGGAUGUCAUUAUGUACUUGGUAAAGGUAAAGGGACCCCUGACCAUUAGGUACAGUCGUGACCGACUCGGGUUGCGGCGCUCAUCUCGCUUUAUUGGCCAAGGGAGUCGGCGUACAGCUUCCGGGUCAUGUGGCCAGCAUGCCUAAGCUGCUUCUGGUGAACCAGAGCAGCGCACGGAAAUGCCAUUUACCUUCCCGACGGAGCGGUACCUAUUUAUCUACUUGCACUUUGACAUCUUUUCAAACUGCUAGGUUGGCAGGAGCAGGGACUGAGCAAUGGGAGCUCACCCUGUCGUGGGGAUUCGAACCGCCGACCUUCUGAUCGGCAUGUACUUGGUAGGGGAUGAUAAACGGCUGGUGUUGUGUGUAUGGUUUGAUGGGUGAGAGGUUCGGCAUGAGUAGGCCUGUGUGACAGGGUUCUGGAGUGCUAGCAGCCUUCCUUUUCAUUGGUGAUAUUUUGCAAACGCUCUGUCUGAAGCAAGAAGGUAGAGCCUAAAGCUGGCAGUUUAGGCACAACAGGGAUGGAACAGAAAAAUGCAUCCUGGCAGACAUGUAUUUGUGGGACAGUUUAUGGUAAUUGCAGGUUGGGAGACUGCUGUGGUGCUCAGGUCUUAUUUGCAAGCUUCCUAUAAGUUUCUGGCUGGCCACUGGGAGAAGAUGAGAUGGGCUUUUGGCCUGAUGCACCUAGGCUCUUCUUGUGUUAACUGUUCUGAGCAGGGAACCAAAAUGAGGGCUUUAUCUUGCCACUGUAUGUGGCUGGCCAGUUGUGUUUCGCUUGUGCCACACUACAAUCUGUGGGGUACUGAGUCCUAGCACUACAGCUGCCGUAUACUGAGUUAAACCACUGGUCCAUUUGGCUCAAUGAUGUGUUUACAGGGAUGGUCAACGUGGUCCCCUCUGAAUAUUGGUGGGUCCUUAAGCAUUCAUCAGCACCAGCCUGCAUGGCCAUUGGUCAGGGCUGAUGGGAGUUGUAGUCCAAAAACAUAUGGAGGGCAUCAUGUUGGCUACCAUAGGUCUACACUGUCUAGCAACAGUCCCAGAAUUUCAGAAACAGAUUUUCUCCAGCCUUUUUUUUUGAGAGGUCAAGGGUUGAAUCUGAAAUCUCUCUGAUGCAAAACAUGUCCUCUGCCCUUGAGCUAUUCUUCUUCCCUAAAAGAUUGCCCAUGAACCUGAUGUGGAACAAAACAAAGAGAGGGAAGAGGCUGUAGCUCAGUGGUAGAGCAUCUGCUUUGCAUACAGAAGGUUGCAGGUUCAAUCCCCAGCAUCUCCACGUAGGGCUGGGAAUCCCCACAAUGCUGGGAGAGCCACUGCCAGUCAGUGAAGGCAAUGCUGAGCUAGAUGGGUCAAAGGUCUAACUCAGUAUAUAUAUAUAUAUUUUAAUAAGAUAUUUAUUAAAGUUUCAACAUAAUACAAAAAUAAGCGGGGGGGAAAAGAAAAAAAGAGAAAAAAGAUAGAAAAUGAAAAUACAAAAUAAAAACAGUUAAAAAACAGAUUAGUCUUUCCAUAUCUUAACUUUCAUUUGCUUGUUUCCCCGACCUCCUCACACCUCCCUUUUUUGUAUUCCAGUUCAAAUUAGUUAAUUCAGCAAAUCCUUUCCCUCUUUGAUUCUAUCUUAAUCUUUUAUCUUAAUAUAUUGUAACUUUAGAUUAUCACCUGUUAACAAUCCACUUUUACAUAUUCCUUUAUAACAUUGCUGCUAGAAACCAUUUAACUUCAAUCCAACAUCAUUCUAACAUUCAUUAAAAGGUCUAACUCAGUAGUAUAGGGCAAUUUCCUAGAUUCAGUUCCUGGCAUAGAAUCAGAGAACCAUAGAAUUAUAAGGUUGGGACACCGAGUUCUGAAUCUCAGCUAAAGCAUCCUUGACAAGCGGCCGCUCAGCCUCUGCUUAAAAGCCUCCAGUGAAGGAGAGUCCACCACUUUCUGAGGGAGUCCAUUGCACUGUAAAACAUUUCUUACUGUCAGAAAGUUCUUCCUGAUGUUUAGUUUGAAUCUCCUUUCUUGAAACUUGAAGCCAUUGGUUCAGGUUCUACCCUCAAGAGCAGGAGAAAACAAGUUUGCUCCAUCUUCCAAGUGGAAGACUUUUAGAUAUUUGAAGAUGGCUGUCAUAUAUCCUCUCAGUUUCUUCUUAUCCAGCCUAAACAUACCCAGCUCCCUCAACUGUUCCUCAUAAGGCUUUCUUUCCAGACCCUUGAUCAUCUUGGUCACCCUCCUCUGCACAUGUUCCAGCUUGUCAAUAUAUCCUUCCUAAACGUGGUGCCCAGAACUGGACACAGUAUUCCAGGUGUGGUUUGAUCAAGGCAGAAUGGAGUGAUAAUAUUACUUCCCUUGAUCUGGUUGCUAUACAUCCGUUGAUGCAGCCUGGAAUUGCAUUAGCUUUCUUUGCUGCUGCAUCACAAUGUUGACUCCUGUUAAGCUUGUGGUCUACUAAGACCACAUGUACUACUGGCAAGCCAAGUGUCCCCCAUCUUAUAUUUCUGCAGCUGGUUUUUCCUGCCCAUGUGUAGAAGCUUACAUUUGUUCUUACUCAAAUUCAUUUUUAUUAGUUUUGGCCUAGUUCUCCAAUCCGUUAAGAUCAUACUGAAUCAUGAUUCUGUCUUUUGCAACAUUAGCUAACCCCAGUUUGGUGUCGUCUGCAAAUUUGAUGAGCAUCCCCUCAAUUCCUUCAUCCAAGUCAUUGAUAAAGAUGUUGAACAACAACUGGCUCAGGACAAAACCCUGCGGCACCCCACUUGUCACUUUUUCCAGGAUGAUGAGGAACCAUUCGUGAGCAGUAUUUGGGUUCAGUCAGUCAACCAGCUACAAAUCCACCUAACAGUUACCUCAUCCAGCCCACAUUUUACCAGCUUCUCCAGUUAAAAGAGUAACGGGGAGCAGGUGGUUCCUGAGGCCCUGGAGAGCUGUUCCCAGUUAAAGUGUGCAGUCCUGGUCCUGUAUGAAGCAGUGACCUGCAGAGUCAUGUCUAGACACAGGAUCUUCAGUAAAGGGCUCAAAGGAUGGUUCUGCUUCCAGUGCAGACACUGCUGGUGGCAGAUGGUAUGUGUGUUAAUUCACCUCCAGAUAGCCCAAAUGUUCUUUAUUUAAAAGCUUUGCCCUAUUUUAGAGGAUUGGCUGUAAAUCUAAAUGUCACAUGAACACAGAAUAUAGCAGACUUCUCUUAUUGCCCACAUACAGCCCCCUUGUUCUUGAAUCUGGAUCUGCCAAUGCGAUUCUGGUUUCCAAAAGUGCCACACAAAGUCUGUAGUAAUGAGAUCAGAGGAGACGCCCAAGAGGCCACACUGUCCAUCCAAGCGGAGCUGGCUGCGUUUUGUGAGUGGAACAGUAGCUGACCAAAGAGACUCUUUUUGUAGGUUGCCCCUUAAGGAGCCUGUUCCAAAGGGGUGAGUGGGUGUGUCCAGUGGUGGAACUUCAUGCUCUGGCACAGGGGGUGGAGAGCAGGCAGGGGCGGGGCUGGCAGGCGUCCUGGGGGUGUGGCGCCCAGCACAGGUGGGGUUACAGCAGCGAUGGCACCCCACCAGGAUUGUAAUGUCGGGGGCGGUGCGCUCCCCCCACACCCCUCUUCCUCCGCCAGUGUGUGUGUCUGUCUCUGUCUCUCUCUCUCUCUCUGUGUGUGUGUGUGUGUGUGUGUGUGUGUGUGUUUUAAAAAGUACUUUAUGAAUUUUAAUGGGGAAGUGCCCAUGUUUGUAACUCCCACUCGAUUCCUGUUCUGUUUCCUGUUGCUUGACCAGAAAGUUGUUUAAUGCCCAGUUCUGUCUCCCACCUUCUCUAAAAGGUGAUUAAUCAUUCAAUACAGCUCUUUUACCUGCUUCCAUAAGUCAUUCUCUUUCUGUGUCUCAGCCAACUUUCAAGCCUCUGGAUGAGCUUCUGUAGCCUCUCUUCCCACACCACACAAAUCUAGAUCUCCGAGUAACUCUGCCCAUUAUGCUGGCUUAUGAGUUGUGGCAGAAUUCUGUGCUGUUGCACUGCAGGCUGAGCUGCAAGUCAGGAAGUCCCCAGUUUGAGUCUGGCCUCUGCCACAAAGUCACUAGAGGGCUUUUGGAAAAGGCCUCUCAGCCCCUCAGGGUCUCUCCCUACCUGCAACAGCGAAUAGCAUAAUACUGAAUUAACCUUGCAGGGGUGCUGAAAGGGUUACAACUGAGCAAAGCAUGUGAAGUACAUUGAAAGCGCUAUGUUAAAUAUUAUUUUAAUAAAUUAUCAGAUGGGGUGGAGGAAGCUGCUCUUAACCUUCCACCACGAUAUGCUAGUUUAUCACAUGCCGUUUUAAAUGUGAAAGGGCAUUAAGCUACAAGCUCCUCAUCUACCUUCUGAAGCAAGCGCCCCAGAGUCCCACCACCUCAGUCUGCAGCUUCAUUCUACGCAAAGUGUGUAAGGAUAAUAAUAACCUGUGAGCCUCCCUGAGACCUGCAAGUAUAGGGUGGUACAUAAAUUCAACAACAACAACAGCGGCCCUCCCGCUAAGUACUAAUGUCCUAGGCAAGUUGAUGUUGGAACCCUUAACUGAUUGAAUUAACCUCCCUGUCUCAGCCCAACCUGCAGGAGAUGAUUAUCUGCACAGUGGCAGAUUUCAUCGAGAGUGUGCCAUUUUCCCAGCUCCAAAGUCCAAUAGGGAAAAAAUAGAAAUGUUGUUGGGAGAUACGUGAUAAUGCAGUGGUUGGCAUACUAUGUAUGGGCAGUUCCCAGCUCGGUACAUGGCAGAUGUUUGGGACUAUGGCCCCAUCAGUCCCAAUCAGCAUGUCCAUGUUGAGCCCAAGGCUGAUGGGGGUGGUAUGUCAAAACAUCUAGAGCAGGUAUAGGCAACCUAAGACCCAUGGGCCGGAUGCGGCCCAAUCGCCUUCUCAAUCGGGCCCACGGACGGUCCGGGAAUCAGUGUUUUUACAUGAGUAGAAUGUGUCCUUUUAUUUAAAAUGCAUCUCUGGGUUAUUUGUGGGGCAUAGGAAUUAGUUCAUUAUUUUUUUUCAAAAUAUAACCGGCCCACCACGUGGUCUGAGGGACAGUGGACCGGCCCCCUGCUGAAAAAGGUUGCUGACCCCUGAUCAGGGCAUCAGGUUGAGGAGGGCUGGCUAAGACAGAGAGUUCAGCAUUCUUCUAGGUCUGUUUAGGUCCGAGUUGAAGAACCUGAGGUCCAGCUCCGAGGCCCUUCUGGUGAAGUUACAGGGAAUCAGGCAGAGGGCCUUCUCAGUAGUUCUGUGUACCCUGUGGCAAACCCUCCCAUCAGAUGUCAGAGAUAAAUAAUUACAUGACUUUUUGCAGACAUCUGAAGGCAGCUCUGUUUCAGGAAGCUUUUAAUGUUUGAUAUUUUGGUGUGUUCUUUGAUAUCCUGUUGGACGUUGUCCAAAGUGGCUGGGGUACAAUAAUAUUAUUAUCAUUAUCAUUACCUAUGAACCUAUGGAUAUUACCAGAUUACAGCUCACACAGUCACUCACCAUUGGUUGUGUUGGCCAAGGCUGAAGUCCUACACAGUGUCAGAAAAGUACUGUACUUGGUUGGGCAAGGCUGCUGUAUUUCUAAGCUCAAAGUAUAACUUUCACUUUUGUUUACCAGAGCAUUGAAGGUUUCUGUUUCCAUUAAAGUGAAGGAAUGUGUUCUCUCUCUCUCUCUCUCUCUCUCUCUCUCUCUGUGUGUGUGUGGCUGUGUCUCUCUGUCUCUCUUUCAAAAUAUACCAAAUAGCAGAAGCACAAUUUUAUGUGCUGUUUACUAAAUAGUAGUAAGUGCUUCUCACAUUCUCAAAGUAGUACAUUUUGUAUUUCAUAAUUCAGUUCAUUAGUAUGGCAAAUAUUUCCCUUUCCCCACAAUAUACUACCCCUACCUGCCACCACUGUCAUGCCUUCCAAAUCUUCAGACGCUUUGUAUCUCUGAUUGGGAUGGCCAGGGCUUUGUCCUGGAAUUGGACUCGCAUCGGGUAACUCCUAUCCCCUUGAUCAUGGUAAUUUGGUCUCCUCCUCCUUUCUCAAGCCAACCAGGUCAAGUGAUGGGCUGGGGGAAGGACGUGUGUCCUUGAAAGGACCUUUUCAAGGGUCAUGCAUGCUUAUGUGAGGCAGAAAAGCUGUCAAAAGACAGUUGCUUCUCUCUGUCUUAAGCUGCCUUUGCCAACCUCAUUCCAGGGCUGGCCGGGGGUGAUGGGAAUUGUAGUCCAAAACAUCUGGAAGGAACUGGGCUGGCAAAGGAUUAAAUGAUCUUCCAGACUUGUUUACAUCCAGCCACUCUCUGAUUAUUGCAUUCAGGGGAAAAUGAUAUUUGCAUCUCCUUCUAUGGGGAUUUUUAUUAAGAGUCUGGAUCAGUGCCUUUCAGGCACAGUAUAAUUGUAGGGGUGAUUGCCUAAGGCCAAGGAAUUGAACUGGAUAACACCCAAGAUUACUACCAAUUCUAUUGAUAGUAAUGAACAGUUAAUAGAUGCAAUGGUCCAUGUGGGUAUCUGCAAAGCAACCAAAUGGACAGUGCUCCAUGCGAUAAACCUUUUGUAAACCUCCACACAGAUUGCAUGGGUUAAAAACUUAGAGGUCUGCCACACAAGGAGUUGCUUUUAGAAAUUAUUUUCAUCCUUCAUUUCUUUUUUUAAAAAAGAAGAUAUUCCACUUUUUAUCCAAGCUCGAGGUGACACACAUGGUUUUCCUACUCCCCAUUUCACAACAAGCCUGUGACAUCAGAUAGUCUGAGAGCUAGGGAUUGGCCCAAGGUCAAUUAGAACCCUGGUCUCCCAGGUCCUAGUCCAGUAUUCUGACCAGUACACCACACUGGGUCUCGGCUUAUGUACAGCUUAUGACAUGCCACUCCACUCACACCAAUUGCAUCGUAUAUAAAUGGAGUCUGUUGCUUAGGGAAAAUUUGCAGACCACCUGGGUACAUGGUGGACUGUUGGGAGUGGCUCUGCUCAUUGGCACACAGUGGUCAGCAGGACACCCUGCACAGUUUUUUGUUUGUGCGCCCAGCACUGUGAGAUGAGAACUGAAUACGAGAGUCAUUCUCACAUUCAUAGCUCAGCAUUGUCUACACUGACAGGCAGUGGGUGUCCAGGAUUUCAGACAAUAAUUUUUUAACAUUUGAGAUGGCUAAAGGCAAACUGCUAUUCCAUCUGACUCAUACUGAAGGUGGGAAUGAUAAUAUUGGCCUGCCUUACAGGGCUGUUGUGAGAAUUACUUAGAGGGUUUGUUUGAAACCCUUUGAAAACUUGAAGUAUGCUAUUGAAAUAUUUAGUACCACUAUUAUUAGACAUAAGUAGAGCAGCAGGAAUCUUGUGAGGCAUCAACAAACUCCACAUUCCUGUGAGUCUUUCAGCACUCUUUAAUCUCAUCCCUCAGUAAUUCAGCCUUUUGGUUUCCCAAAUGUCACAAAUGACAAACUCAAGAUUUUGUUCACCAGCAAGCCCAAGGACUUGACUGUCACCCAGAAUAUUGAGAGAGUGAGACUCUUUUAUUUUCCCAAUUUAAUAAGUAGCAAAGGAGAGAGACUCUCUAUACAUCCAUUAAAUAACACUGGCACUUUCUUCCUUCCUUUCUUUCCUUCCUUCUUUCUUUCUUUCUUUCUUUCUCUCUCUCUCUCUCUCUCUCUCUCUCUCACACACACACACACACACACACACUGCUUCUCUACCCUGCUAAGAAUUCUGACUGUGGAGCAUGAAUUCUCAGGGUUCCUUGACGGAAUGGUUGCUGCAGUGGCGUGGUCAGAGGCCUAGUAAGCUGGAUCCAUUUGCUUAUUGAUUUAUUUAUAAGAUUUCUUACCCCGCCCUUCAGCAUAAGGUGGUACGUUACAACAAUUGAACAUACAAUUAUAAAAAAUAAAUAAAUUCAAUGAUAAAACACAGCUUGUUGGGUCAGAAACUGGGCUUGCCUGCUUUUAUGUCUGAAGUGUAAAUGAUAAAGAUUUUGUUUUCUUUUGAGUGCACAGGCUUUUGUCUUCUAAGGAAUCAUUAUGGUCACCUGCUUUGCAUUCUGCUCUUAAUGGGAUUUUGCUUUAGAUUUGCAUAUUUCACUAUGGGGACAUAAUUUGACAUAGUUCUCUGUGGUGGUGCCACCUUUUCUUUUGAUUUCAUCCCCCCCAGAAACAAAUUUGUGACAUCUGCUGAAAAGAGUGGCCUUGAGCCAGAUGUGGAACAACAAAAACAAAACGAAGAAAGGGGCUGUAGCUCCGGAGUGGAGCACCAGGCUUGCAUUCAGAAGGUCCCAGUUUCAAUCAGUGUAGACAAUGCUACUCUAGAUGGACCAGUGAUCUCACUCUGUAUGAAGCAGCUUCCUAUGCAUCAUUUUGUUAUCCAGCCUGGGAAAACUCAAUGUAUAGCAUCCACACCAUCCUCUUACAAUAGCAGUAUUCUGGUUAGUAUUGGGAAAUCAGAAGUGAUUUCUCCCUGGUGAUUUUUUAUUUUUAUUUUUAUUGGUAAGGAUCAGAUGUUACAGCAGAUUCUGAGUUGGGAUAUUGUUUCUCAACCAGGAUGGCAGGCCGUGGGGAGGUGGUGGAGCUGUGCUUUCCUUUUUGAGGGGUGUAUGUGACUGUUUCACAAGUGUCUGGCCAGUGACUGACACAUUGCCUUGCAUUUAUGCUUCAGCAGCUGCUCAGUAUUCAUACUUUGAAGCCCCAGCAAAUAUUCAGGUGGUGUUUUGUAUUCAUGUUACGUGUCCCAGGUCUCUCUUUUUCCUUUCUUUUUUAAAAGGCUGUAUAGGUGGUUAGCUGAAACUGCUUUACUCGGCCUUCUGGUUUAAAUACAGAAAUGUGCUUUUAACAAAAAUUCCCCAACAGCAGGGGCUAAAAAGGUUGUGCUGUUUCCUUCCGGUUGCCCUUGACAGUAAAAAGAACAACAACCGUGUUGUUGCGAAAAUGAGGACCAAACAGGAAGAGGGAUAGCCCUCCCCCUUGCUGCAUAUUUACAAUGUAUAUCUGCCAACCAAAGAACAUGGUGUACCUAAUAAAAUAUGCCAAAUGCAGGGAUGGUGAUUAAGUAUACAAGACAAACAGUUCUCGAGAUUGCAAAUACGCUGGCAUAGGAACAAUGUGUCACCUCUGGAUCAACAUGUCCAAUAUUGCCAUUCUGCCUUCUGACAUCUCACUGCUUGUCCUGAAACACCAUUUGCAUAACCUGCAAACUACAAGUGGGCAUUAAUGCAUAAGUCACUAGGGUAGCCUGAUGCUGUUCUUCCCCUGCUGCUGAUCUUUCUGUAGUUCGGUACUCCCCCCCCCCAUUAAAGACACUUGCUGCAACUGAACCUAGAGCCAAACCUCAUGCAUAUGUGCCCCCACUGCUUUAUGGGAUUUAGGUGGCAGGCCGCUACUCUGCACACAGGUUUGCUGCUGUUCAGAGGUGCCAACUUGUGCCAAAGAUUGAGGGGCUCAGAUCACGCGCAUGACAUCAUGCGCGCAACGGGCUACCAGAGGGCGGAGCUGAAUGCAGUAGCCGGCAGCUCCUCCUCUCUCACACUUGGCAGCCAGACCUUGAAGCUACGCUUGGCACCGCAAUGGGCCUCCUCUGUCUCCUGACAUUUGGGAACAAAAAAAAAUUAUUGGAGAGGCCAAAAGAGCUCAACCCCUUGGAGUUCGUGUCCCUGCUGCUUUUACAUCCAUUUUGGCCCUCACUGUGGUGGUAAACCUGCAACUGAACUGUGCUCCAUUAGCCUGCACAUGGGAGCUAAUAUAACUUGAAAACAAUUAAUUAAUUAAUUAAUUAAUUAUGCAUGGAAAGCUAGCUUGUCUGAGAGAAGUGUAGGCUGGAACUCUUCACCUUGACAUUUAGUUGUCUUUCUGGACAUAUAUUUCCACACAGAGAGAGAGAGAGAGAGAGAGAGAGAGAGAGAGAGGAACGCUUAGUCAUAUGAGCCUCCACCUACAGCCUGAAGCGGUACAUCUCUGCACCCCAGCUGCAUCCCCUCAGUGAGAGCUCUGAGAUGCAGAGAAGGAAUACCCUUUUCCUCCUUCACACAUGGAAGAUAAUGUAUAUGAGCACAACCAGUAAGACAUAAAAUUGCAAGAUGUGUGUCACCUCUGGCUAGUCCUUCCCUCCAUUUUUUGUUUGUGUGCAUCCAUUUAUGACCUUACUCGCUAAAAGAGCACCGCACACCAUGCAGCAACAUAGGGCUGACGGCAACUCUUGAUAUCUGAAGCCGUGUCCUGUGCAGGUUCUUGGUUCUCUGAUCUUGCAGUAUUUGAAAGGCUGUCCCCCUCUUUGCCUAUACUUCACCCGCUUGCACCCAGCUUCAACCUCUCCUUCGUGGCUAUUGACUAAUCUUUGGAGAAUACCUGUUUUUGUUUUUCACAUGGUGUUGAGGCAGUCGUUAAAAGUAAAGGCAGAGGAACCCACCUUGACGCAGGGUUGCAUGAGCCUUCAUUGCGGCUUCCAUAUAGCUGGCUAAGUAGCUGGCUCAGAUGCCAGUGCUGCCCUUGUCCAUCCAGCUCAGAUUUCAUCCCCACUCAUGACCAUAAGAAGAGCCCUCCUGGAUCAGGCCAACAGCCCAUCUCAUCCAGCAUCCUGUUCCCACAGGGGCCAACCAGAUGCCUAUGGAAAGCCCACAAGCAGGACAUCUCUCCCUGCUUGUGAUUCCCAGCAACUGGAAUUCGGAGGGCAAUACUGCCUCUUGACCCUAAAGGUAGAACAUACCUAUUGGGACUAGUAGCCCACAGUUCUCCAGGAUCUCAAGCCAAGGAGACCCUUUCCCAUCACCUGCUGCUGCCUCUUUCCUUUUUAAAAUCGAAGGUGACAAUAAUUGAGCCCGGGACCUUCUAUGCUCAAGGCAGGUGCCCUGCCAGUGAGCCAUGGCUCUUCCUUUGCAUCUUGGCAUGUUUCCGGAAUAGCAAGAGCUCCGUUGGUUGGGACUGGCAGAAUUGGGGACCUGGAACAGCAGGAAGCUGAAAAGGCAGCGACUGCAGAGAUGGGGAUUGCAGGAGGGCCUGCCAACUCCUCGCCCCCUUGCACCUCCUUGCCUGGCUGGCUUCCUUGGCCGCUGGCUCCCAGCCCACAGCUUUGGUGUCUUAAGAUCCAGGCCGUUCCAAGAGGAGAAUCUCAUUAUCUGGGGCCCGGAUUAUGGAGCGGGAGCUGCUCACAAGCAAAGGGAUUAGAUGUGAAAGUGAAUUUAAUCCAGAUCCUUGGCAAUGGCAUGUGAUUAGAAACUCCUCAAGAACUCCAAGUGCCUGGAGCAAGUGUGUGACAGGAGAGAGAUUGGCAGGUGGCAGGAAGAGCGAGACCAUAUAUCCCAUCUGCCUAGACCCAGAAGAGGAUGUUUGUGUGAGAAGUAGGAAGAGAAGAUGGGAUGGUUUGCGUGUUUUGUUGUUGUUGUUGUUCUGAUAGGCAAAAGGAAGGGGCCCCUGCAGCACAUCCGUUCCAUUGAGAAAGCCAAAACCUUGGAAAUAAUAGCAAAUAUUUGAAUCCUGGAGGGUCUUUUACCAGGUUGGAUUUGAGCCUUUUUAGUUGGUUUGUUCCUUCACUGCCCAUCCCACCCGCAAACCCUCCUCCCUUACCUAGAUUGUAUCAACAUCCCACCCGGUGGCCCCUCUGGUCCAGCAUCCUGUUCUCACAGUGGCCAACCAGAUGCCUGGGGGAAGAAGCCCUCAAGCAGAAACCGAGCGCAAGAGCCCUCUCUCCUCUUGUGGUUUCCAGCAUGCAGCAUGCCUGCCUCUGAUUGUGGAGGUAGAGCAUAGCCAUCAUGGCUAGUAGCCAUCGAGAGCCUUCGCCACAAAUUUGUCUAAUCGUCUUUUUCAAAUCCAUCUAAGUUGACGGCUAUCACUGUUUCCUGAGGAGUGAGUUCCAUAGUUUAACUGUGCUCUGUGUGAAGCAGUGUUUUAUUUUAUGUGUCCUGAAUCUUCCAUAGUUCAUCUUCACUGGAUGUCUAUGAGGUGUCGGAUGACGAGAGAGUGCACAAAACUCUUCUCGAUCUGCUUUCUCCAUUCCAUGCAUAAUUUCAUAGAUCUCUGUUGUCACCUUUUCUCUAAACCCAAAGUCUCCAAAUGCUGCAACCUUUCCUUGUGCUCCAUGCCCUCGAUCAUUUUAGCUGCCCUUUUUUGAAACUUUUCAAAUUCUCUGCACUCCGUUUUGAGGUGACACAACCAGAACUGGAUGCAGUAUUCCAAGUGCGGUUGCACCAUAGAUUUCUACAAUGGCAUUAUGAUAUUGGCACUUUUGUUUUCCUUUCCUAGUGCUCCCUAGCAUGAAAUUCACCUUUUCCUCAGCUACUUUCAUCCACUGACCAUUAUGGUUCAGGGCUGAUGGGAGUUUUGGAGUCACAUCUGGAGGGCUGCAGGCUCCCCAUCUGUGUCAGAGCAGUUGGCCUGGCUAUAUUUGGCACCUCCCGCCUUCCAUCUUCCUCUCUAGUCGGCCGGAUGCAUGGACCUCUCUAGCUGACAGAACUGUGGCCUGCUUUUGGUGAUGGGUUGAUUUGGAUGUCUUCCAAGGACCUGUGGCUGAUUCUACUUCCCAUGGUUUAUUCUUUUCUCUCUCAGAAUGGCAAGUGUACGUUCUUGACCUUGUGCAGGAAGCCACAGCCAAUACUGGUUCCAUGGCAGAUGUGUCCUUCUCAUACACACGGUUGAAAACACACCUGCUCUGUGCACAUGCAAAGUGUUUAUUUGGUGUGCACCUUAAAACUACGACCCACAAAGGGGAGGGAAAGCAAAUAUCCCUUGGGCCAGGAAGCUCUUGUUGUUAGUGCCCCCUGUUGAGAUUUUAAGACACUUGCAGGAGUUUUCCAACUGUGUUUAGGGCACUUCUGCAAAGGACCAAAGGGAUAAGAUGGACAACGUGCAGAGUAUAUUCAACAGUGGCCCAAUCUGUACCAUGUCACACCUGCGAGAUUGAGUCUUAUGGACAGGGCUGUGGAAAAAUACCUCUGAAGCAGCCAGGCCUGGAAGCGGGGAGAAUAAAGACGAGGGUUUGACAGGACAGCGCUCCCUUACUUAUCUCUGUCUCCCCCCCUUCAUCCCCCUCCCCUCCUUCUCAUGCAGGUGCUCAGAACCCAUCACCUUCCAAGAAGCCCAGGAACCGCAGCAUCUUCCAGUCCCUCUUCUGCUGCCUUUGCCAUGACAACUCGGAGCCUAUCCCUGUCAACAACAACGCCCCACUCCUGGUGGAGGAAAAUGGAUCGGUGCCCAAGGUAGGCCCCAGCUGGCUGGCAGAUCACUUGCUUGAAAUGACCAAGGGAAGGGUUAAGUAUCUAGUGGGGCAGGCCAGGGCUGGUUUCUUGGGUGAAUUGACAUUUUAGACUUUUGAUGGAUCUACUUUGGGUUGGUGUGUGUGUGUGUGUGUGUGUUUGUGUUUGUGUUUAACCGCAACCCCGAGAUCUACCAACCAAAGCUGGGUGCAAAAGAUAGCUUUGGAAUUAAAAAGCAGGGGGGCUUUGAGCCUAGGAACUAGUUUUCAGCACCAGAAGUGAAUGGACCUCAUAGCCCUUUCGCACAAAAGUUCAUUUCUGGUUAGCUUCCUUCGUUUUAGCAGCCUAAUUUAGAUGUUGCCAUUUUGCUGUUCUCGCUGAUAAACAUUUGGGGAGUAAGAACCCUUGCUGAUCCUCUGCAGAUGACCCAGAGAUCUACCAUUCAAUCCUGAUCUGCCUUCUGCUCACCCCUCCCUUAGGGCAGCAAACUUGGUUGGUUACAGGAGUUCCAAGAUUUUACAAAAAGGAACAUUGCCUCCCUUUCCCCUCCAACUCCCAGUCCCUGCUUCUCCCCAUCCAUUCAUAGUCAUGGUGCUUUUUAAAAUUUCAUUUUGGGCAAAAUUCCCAAGCCUUUUGAAUGGAUGCAAAUAUUUUCAGUGUCAAAACCAUUCAGGCCAGGCUGCAGCUAGGAGAGUGCUUAGAAAUCUUAAUGGGCUUGGUCAUGUGGCAUGAUGAAGCCCCUGCGCACCUCGCAAGAGACUUGGAGUGCACAUUACAGAUCAUUUAAUAUGCAUUAGUUACCCUUUUCCACACAUUAACUGGCCUCUCGUCCUUGCAGCGAGGGCACUUGCAUUCUACAGAGCAAGGUUUCUACCUUGGUACCCCAGGCAUUGGGGCAAUAGACCUUUACAUUUCGCUUUGCUGUAGGAGCUGAGGCCGGCUGAGCUCCUCACGCCCAUUUCCACCCCCCUGCUGGUCCUGUCACAUGCCCUCUGCACUCCCUUGCUGAGCUCAGCAGGACCUCCAAUGUGCCACAUGACAGGUAAGGGAGAGGGGGGCAGGUGACAGGAUGGGGGGAGAAGGAAAUGGAUGAGAGCCCCAGAUGCAGCUGCCUUGAAUUUAAAAAAAGGAGAAGCAAGAAAAGUGUGUGUGUGUGUAGGGCUAAUGAUUAAGAAAUGCAGAGCUCUCCAGUUACACAAACACUGUGCAGACAUUUUAAAACUAUGGAGUAGGAAAACAGACAAAUAACGGAUGAGCCACCCCCAAAGGAAUAAACACAAUUUGCUGCAUGUGAAACGAACAAACUUUGGUAGCGCUCUUAGGCAAAUCCAUGACUAGCUUUUGUCUGGUUUUAAUCUUUAUAGUGCUCUGAUGUUUUAAGGAUUCUUAACUAUUGUAACACAGAGCUUUUGCAUUCAUAGAAUCAUGGUAUUUGCAAGGGGCUCCACGGUUCAUCUAGUCCAACCCCCUGCAAUGCAGGAAUCACCGCUAAAGAAUCCCUAAUAUAUGGCCACCCAACCUCUGUUUAAAAACCUUUAAUGAAAGAGAGCCCACCCCCUUGGUUAAGAACUAUUUAAGCCCUUUUCUUGUUUGUCCUUUCCAGGUUUGUUGCUGGGUUAGAUUUCCUCUUUUCAUGAAGCCAGGGGCCUAAACACAUGGCAGGCUGCUUGGGUUAGGUUACCAGCCAAGUUAGGAAGAGCACUGGGGGCUUUGUUAUCCCAGCGCUGCUGAGCUACCAGCUCCUUUCAAACUGGUAGUCAAAAGUCCAGUGGAUUCUAUACUAGAGCAUCUUGAUCCUUGUCGCUAGUGCCCUCUGGUGCCCAGUCGUGUAAUUGCAAAUGUCUGUGCUUUGUUUCAGAGCAGAUCCUACUCCCACUCCAAUGUCACCCCAACGCAGCUCCUCCUCCUCCCCAAAGAAAAACUUGUGACUGCAGGUUCACAAGAUGGGGAAUGGAUUGGAGAUUUUUUUAAAAAAGAUGCUCCAGUCCCCAGUCCCUUUAUCUUGGUGCUACCUUGGACUUCAUCAUUGUUUGCCAGAACUGUGUCCAAGAUCUUUAUACCAGCCAUAGCAUCCCUAAAUACUGAUUUGGGACUUGGGAGUCAGCACAGGUUCUGAGCCCACCAUCUCCACUGCCCUGCUAGCUGCCAGCUUCCCUUACAGCAUGACUCUGUGUCCUGCACUCCUCCUCACAAUAUUUUCUCCUGUGUGUGUAUGUGCUUCUGCAGGCUACUGUCAAAUACCUCCUGCCAGAAACCAAGCCUCAAGAUUCCAGCAAAAUCUGCGUCGUCAUUGACCUGGAUGAGACAUUGGUACAUAGCUCCUUUAAGGUUAGUCCUUUCUCAAGUGUUUUGCACACAAACACCACCACUGCCUGCUCUAGCCCUUUGUUGACUCUCCAUCCAGACAGCUUUAUUUAUUUAUAAAUUUUAAGAGAAUUUAUACUCCACAUCCCCACUAUUUGGAAAUCAAGGUUGUUCACAUGAUUAUCCUCUCCUUAGUGCAGAAUCCAAGACACCUUUUAACUCCUGCCUCUGCCCCUUUAAUGACUAGCGCCCCCCCCUUCCCAAGUUUAGGAAUAAAAUCCAGAGGUGUCACUCCCACCUUUCUCUUCCCUAAUCCAAUAUUCUCAUCCUUCUGGUCCAGAGCUAGGUGAAGCACCUACAGAAUGUGUAGCUCCAUUUAUCAGCUUGCUCAUCCUGAGUUGCACCACAUUUUAAGUGCAUUUAUACCUAGCUGUCUUCAGUUUCAUGAUAUAACCAGGCUGCACAAUUUGAUAUUUCCCAGGUAAUGGAAUCUGCUGUUCAGGUUUGCAAAAUUUGGAGGGAUUUUUUUUUUUUUUGCCUUUACCCAUUCUCCUACCAUGACAACAUUUUUUAAAAUGUAAUAGUUUCUCUUUGUUGUAAGCCACCUUUUGUUAUUGGGUAGCAUAUAAAUCCUGGAAGUAAAGCCCUCUGGAUUCCUUUCCUGGCAAACCCAAGAGCCCUGGUUGUGCUUUGCCCAGAAACAGCCCUGGCUCCACCGUAUGGACCUUGUGCUGCCUUUCAGCUGCUGGUUAACCAGUUGCCACCAGCUCUUCUGGAGCAGUGGGUAAGGCAGGGGUGAGGAACCUGUCCCUCCAGAUGCUGCCAGACUCCCACCACCGCUGACCAUUAGCUCUGCUGGCCAGGAGAAGGCUCCAUUUACCACUCUGUAAGAGAGGAGCCAUCUUCAGUUCCUGCUGCCAAAGAUGUGUGCUAGUGCCAGUUGCCCUGAGAGACGGUGGCAGGUGGAGAGGAAGUACGGUGUGAGGGAGCAAAAUGGCUCACUUGCAGGAAGCACCAAAGUCUAGAGAUGGCCUUGUUGCAGAAACCUAAUCUUAUAUGAUGAGAGAGUACGGCUAUGAGAAUCAACCCUGGUAGUGGGGAAGAUGUGAAGAGCAGAGGAACCCAGCAGAGGAGGUCUAACUUCCCAACUCUGUCCCUUCCCAGCCGGUGAACAAUGCAGAUUUCAUCAUCCCAGUGGAGAUUGACGGGGUCAUGCACCAGGUAUGGAUGCUGCCGGGAGAGCCUAAUGGGUAAAAAGAGGGGUUCUGGUAUUGGCAGUACUAUUCUCAAACGGGGGUCGCUGCAUUUCAAAGCUGAUGUUGAAUUGCCAAAGGUGACUUUGGGGCAGUCGCUGGUAUGCAGCGCUCAGGAAAAGGAAAGAAACCGCUUGGGGGUCAGUUGUGGUGGAGGAUGGGGCUGAGCUUUUGCACCCCUUUCGUUCAUGUUUGCCAUCCCUACUUAGAAAGGCGGUGGCCAGGUUCAAGUAAUCCAGGAUAGGCUGUGAAUACUGCAGUCAGCCUGUUCUCGAUUACUUGGCCUUGGAGGCAGCCAGCAGCACCAGCCAGGAUGGAUACAGCAGCUCCGUACCAUCAGCCUUUGGAGAGGAACUUAUCCACUGAAGACACUUUUCAGGUGCUUUGAAUGGUUCCUGGGUGAUCUAGACCAGCCACACCAUUUCAUAUCACACACUUUGUAUCUCAGAGGGGACAUCUAACCAUGGCGUGCUGCAUGUUGAAAUGUAGGAAGUAAAGGAGCCUCUUGUUCUGAUGUACCAAGUUGCCCAUGCAUGGGAGCCAGCCCCGGGAUACGGGGUGGAAUCAGGAUACUAGAUGAAAAGUCAUAGAGUAUCUUGUCUUGGGAUGUGUGAGAUCCCAGAGUUGGAUUCCAAAGGCUAAGAAGGACCUCUAGAGCCAAUCUUUCAUGUAGGCCUGGAUAAACUAUCCUUCGCAGAAGUUUAUCCAACCUGUAUUCCUUUCUGAUGUCCACAAGCCAUCUUGAUAGUUCACAUCAGUUGCCAACCUGUCCUCAAAUACUAAGAACUAAUAUUAAAUCCUCCUUUUCCAAAUUCUUCCCACUGAAGCUUUGGAGACUGGCUGUUUUUUGUCACACUUGCAGCCAGACAUAUGUGUUUUGGACUCAGGCGUCUCUACCUGAACAGCCGCAUGCUGCGGUUGAGUCAUCGCUUAGGGGACAGAGCACCUGCCCCAGAUUCAGUCCCCAUCAUCUCCAGUCUGCAAGGAUAAUGUGACAAACACCCCACUCCCUAAGCCACUGCCAGUCAGAGUACGGAGCACUGGCCUCAAUGGACAAAUAGCCUGAUCUAGUAUGAGAGGCACCUUCCUAAAUCUCUGUGUGCUCCUUGGGCAACUUGUUCCACCAGCCAGUCUCUUCUUCCACUCUUGGGGGUGGGGGUUUCUGAUGCUCAACCUAAACCUGCUGAAGAGAAGAACAACAUGGUACCCAUGGUAUUCGCUAGCCAGGAAGACUGGGUGGGGACUCCCCAUGCUUCAGCUAGCUAGUGAGCGGAUCUGUGCCCUGCGUCCCCACCUCCAUACUCUCCCUUCCCCUCCCCAGGUGUAUGUCCUGAAGCGACCGCAUGUGGAUGAGUUUCUACGACGGAUGGGUGAGCUCUUCGAGUGUGUGCUCUUCACCGCUAGUCUGGCAAAGGUGAGAUUCUCCUCCUCCCACCUCCACACUGGAAAGGGUGAUUGUUGACUUCAGACUCCUCCCCGGCUCCUACCACACCCAUGUAGUGGGCUCUAUUGGGGAAACUUGAGGCACUGGGAAGAAAAAGCAAGCUGCAUUGGGCAGGCAAGCACUGAUUUUUCUUCCGCAGUGGAUUGUUGAACCGAAGUACAGAGCCCUUCAUCCCUACUGUAAACUGGAGUAGAGAGGGUUAGCCUCCCAUCCAGGAUUAGAGCUGGAUUAAGUCGUCAGGAGAGGACAACUUUUUAAAGUGAGUGCAUUACAAUAAAGCAUUUGGAGGAGCUUGAAUGUAAAACAUGAGCACUCCGAGGAAAGGGUUUGCAGCGGUUCUUUUCCUCUAACCUAGCCCCUGUUCUUCUACCUGGGCAAGGGAAACUGGCUGAGAACCCUGGGAAUAUGCACACUUACCUGCUGGGAUGGGAGAAAUGGAAAUCUAAUCAUCAGAGGAAGGUGAUGCAGGCUUCUGUGGAUGCAAGUGGAGCAGUUCCAUCCUGUCCCAUCCCUUGCAAUAGGCACGCACACCUGAGUGUGGUCAAACUGACUCUCCUUCUCCUCCUAACCCCAGUAUGCAGACCCUGUGGCUGACCUGCUGGAUAAGUGGGGAGCCUUCCGUGCCCGCCUCUUCCGCGAGUCGUGCGUCUUCCACCGUGGAAACUACGUCAAGGACCUCAGCCGCCUGGGCCGCGACCUCACGCGGAUCAUCAUAGUGGACAAUUCGCCUGCUUCUUAUGUCUUCCACCCAGAUAAUGCUGUAAGUGGCCAGGUAGCCAUCAGCUUCCUGGCUUUUGCUGGGAAUGCGGAGCGGAAGGAGGGGGUUGUGUAGGCAGAAAACUAAAAAAAAAAAAGCUGUACAGGCUCACUUUCUCCACCCUGCUGCACAGAGCUGCAUGCCAGAGCAAAGCUUAAAAUAUACAGGUGGAGAACAGAGCAAGGGGGGACCUCAGUGCGAUGGUCACAUGCCCAUUCUUUGGGAUGACCUCUCGCACUUUGCUGCAGCGCUCUCCCUUUUCCUCUUCACCAAGCUGCUUCCGUCCAGCUCUUUUGGACUACAACUCUCAUUGGCUGCGGCCGAUGGGAGUUGGAUUACUAGGAUCACCGUAUUUAUUCAAUUUAUAUCCCACCCUUCCUCCCACAGGAGCCCAGGGUAGCAAACACACCUGUAAGAACCUCAUUGAAAAGCAUUUUAAAAAUAGCUAAGAACAACCACACACUCUCAGCCAGCGGUUGCCGGAAGCAGCAUAUUUCAGACAUCAAAUGCCUGGGGUAAACAGGGAUGUUUUAAAAUUGCUCCAGAAAGAGCUGGAGGGGGCCAAGUUGGCAAAAGCAGCACUACAAAAUUCCCCUUACACUUGGGCAAACACAGUUUAUGCAGAGCUCCCUCAACAAAAGGCUGAGGGAGACUCUGUGUGUCUGGGCUGCUCUUGCACUAGGCUGGCAUUCUUCCAUUCCCACAAUGCACCAUGAUGGGGAGAGUGGGGCUCUGCCUCCUGGUCUUGGCCCCACUGUUCCCACUGUUUGCACACUGUGGCAGCCGGAGCACUGUUCUGGGCUCAAAGCACGCCUACCUACAACUCAUUAUCAUUGUUAUAUGUAUUACGUACUUGCCUCCUAACCGCUUCCCUUCUCCCACCGUGGCAGGUGCCUGUGGCUUCGUGGUUUGACAACAUGGCUGACACGGAGCUCCUGGACCUGCUGCCGUUCUUUGAGAGACUCAGCAAAGUGGACGACGUCUAUACAGUGCUAAAGCAGCACCGGACUAGCAGCUAG
Molecule: messenger RNA, 21882 nt
Organism: Podarcis lilfordi (Lilford's wall lizard)
Lineage: Eukaryota; Metazoa; Chordata; Lepidosauria; Squamata; Lacertidae
Source: the annotation of a GenBank genome assembly